Condylura cristata (star-nosed mole) is the source of this 5946-nucleotide messenger RNA. RefSeq names its product tubulin tyrosine ligase-like family member 5 (gene TTLL5). Gene Ontology annotation, cellular component: cilium. The record is from RefSeq and is a predicted model, not a curated record. Gene Ontology annotation, biological process: protein polyglutamylation; microtubule cytoskeleton organization. The transcript has 33 exons. NCBI's taxonomy places the organism in Eukaryota, Metazoa, Chordata, Mammalia, Eulipotyphla, Talpidae. Bases 276 to 4166 code for a protein of 1296 amino acids. Gene Ontology annotation, molecular function: tubulin binding; tubulin-glutamic acid ligase activity.
CGCGGGCGCGCUCCCCUACCCGAGGAGGCUGCGCUCCCAGGUCUGGGCGGGCGCGGAGCGCUGCACUUCCCUCUCAGAGUCGGGAGCAGCUCUGGGCUUCCGGGCGCGUUGGACUGAAUCACUGCGGCGGAGUCUCCCGGGUCCGUCCCUUGGUAUCUGCGAACCUACCUGGAAUUGGGGAAUCUGUGCCACCCAAAUUGUUUGAUCCGGUGAAUCUGAGAGGAAAGGUCUCUGAGGCCCCCCGCCUGCUGACUGCAUGACAAGCCCUAAAGGAAAUGCCAGUCGUGAUGGCCCGGGACCUGGAGGAAACAGCAUCAUCCUCAGAGGAUGAGGAGGUGGUAAGCCAAGACGAUCAUCCGUGUAUCAUGUGGACUGGAGGCUGCCGGAGAAUUCCAGUUUUAGUGUUCCACGCCGAGGCUAUUCUAACAAAGGACAACAAUAUUCGAGUCAUUGGAGAACGUUAUCAUUUGUCUUACAAGAUUGUGCGAACAGAUAGUCGACUGGUACGCAGCAUUCUGACAGCCCAUGGAUUUCAUGAAGUUCACCCGAGCAGCACUGACUAUAACCUGAUGUGGACAGGAUCCCACCUGAAGCCCUUCUUACUUCGCACCCUUUCUGAAGCACAAAAGGUUAAUCACUUUCCCAGGUCAUACGAGCUAACCCGGAAGGACCGACUGUACAAAAACAUCAUUCGAAUGCAGCACACACACGGAUUCAAGGCUUUUCACAUCCUCCCUCAGACCUUCCUGCUGCCCGCUGAGUAUGCAGAAUUCUGCAAUUCAUAUUCAAAGGAUCGGGGACCAUGGAUAGUAAAACCAGUGGCUUCUUCUAGAGGGCGGGGCGUCUACCUGAUCAACAACCCAAAUCAGAUUUCCCUGGAAGAGAACAUCCUGGUCUCCCGUUACAUUAACAACCCCCUGCUCAUAGAUGAUUUCAAGUUUGAUGUGCGCCUCUAUGUGCUUGUGACUUCCUAUGAUCCUCUUGUCAUCUAUCUCUAUGAAGAAGGACUGGCUAGGUUUGCAACUGUGCGGUAUGAUCAAGGAGUCAAGAACAUUCGGAACCAGUUCAUGCACCUUACAAACUACAGUGUGAAUAAGAAGAGUGGAGACUAUGUCAGUUGUGAUGAUCCAGAAGUGGAGGAUUAUGGGAACAAAUGGAGCAUGAGUGCUAUGCUUAGGUACCUGAAACAAGAAGGCAGAGAUACAACUGCAUUAAUGGCCCACGUAGAAGACCUGAUCAUUAAGACCAUAAUCUCUGCUGAACUAGCUAUUGCUACAGCCUGUAAAACCUUUGUUCCUCAUCGCAGCAGUUGUUUUGAACUCUAUGGCUUUGACGUACUCAUAGAUUCUUCUCUGAAGCCCUGGCUGUUGGAAGUGAACCUCUCUCCUUCUUUGGCCUGUGAUGCACCUCUGGACCUUAAGAUUAAAGCCAGUAUGAUUUCAGAUAUGUUCACUGUUGUAGGAUUUGUGUGCCAGGAUCCUUCCCAGAGGGCAUCCACCCGACCCAUUUACCCCACCUUUGAGUCUUCCCGGCGAAACCCUUUCCAGAAACCUCAGCGUGCCCGGCCACUCUCUGCCAGUGAUGCGGAAAUGAAAAACCUCGUGGGUUCUGCCCGGGAGAAGGUGCCGGGGAAGUUAGGUGGUUCUGUGCUUGGUCUGUCAAUGGAGGAGAUCAGAGUUUUACGGAGGGUAAAGGAAGAGAAUGAUCGGCGAGGUGGAUUUAUUCGCAUAUUCCCUACAUCAGAGACAUGGGAAAUAUAUGGGUCUUACCUUGAACACAAAACCUCCAUGAACUAUAUGCUGGCAACACGCCUCUUCCAGGACAGGGGAAACCCAAGAAGAAGCUUAUUGACAGGAAGAACACGACUGGCUGCUGAUGGAGCACAGGAACUGAAAGUGGAAAGUAUGAAUUCAAAAGCCAAGCUGCAUGCUGCUCUUUAUGAGAGAAAGCUCCUGUCUUUGGAAGUGCGAAAACGUAGACGGCGGAGUGGCAGAUUGAGAGCAAUGAGACCGAAAUACCCAGUGAUUACCCAACCAGCUGAAAUGAAUGUUAAAACUGAGACAGAGAGUGAAGAGGAGGAAGAAGUUGCAUUAGACAACGAAGAUGAAGAACAGGAAGCUUCCCAGGAAGAGUCUGCAGGGUCUCUUGGAGAAAAUCAAGGCAAAUAUACACGCUCAUUGUCUGUUAUGGUAGAAAAUUCACCUAAAGAAAAUGCCAUGAAAGUUUCGGAGUGGAGUAAUAAAGGGGACCAGUGCUCCAAAAUUGAGUCUCAUGAAUCAGAGCCCAAAUUUAACCUGAUGCAGAUCCUGCAAGAUAAUGGCAAUCUCAGCAAAGUGCAGGCCCGGGUAGCAUUCUCUGCCUAUCUCCAGCAUGUUCAGAUUCGCUUGAUGAAAGACAGCGGAGGGCAAACCUUCAGCGCCAGUUGGGCUGCCAAAGAGGAUGAACAGAUGGAGCUAGUGGUCCGUUUUCUCAAACGAGCAUCAAGUAACCUCCAGCACUCACUGAAGAUGGUAUUACCCAGUCGACGAUUAGCACUUCUGGAACGCAGAAGAAUUCUGGCCCACCAACUGGGUGACUUUAUCAUUGUGUAUAAUAAGGAAACAGAACAAAUGGCUGAAAAGAAAUUGAAGAAGAAGCUUGAGGAAGAAGAAGAGGAUGGAGUAAAUUCGGAAAACUUUCAGGAGUUCAUCAGACGAGCAAGUGAGGCUGAACUGGAGGAGGUAUUGACUUUUUAUACCCAAAAAAACAAGUCUGCAAGUGUCUUCUUGGGGACUCACUCAAAAAGUUCAAAAAACAGCAGCAGCUACUCUGAUAGUGGGGCAAAGGGUGAUCAUCCUGAGACGAUGGAAGAAGUUAAAAUAAAACAGCCUAGACAACACCAGGCAACAGAAAUUCACUCUGAUAAAUUAUCUCGAUUUACCACUUCAGCAGAAAAAGAGGCUAAAUUAGUCUAUACAAAUUCUUCCUCUGCUUCUUUCUCUGGUCCUGCUGCUGUACUUCUGCAGAAAAUUCCCAACACCCAUUUGUCGUCUAUUAUUUCAACCUCUGACCUCUCCCCAGGGCCUGGCCACCAUUCUUCUUUAUCUCAGAUUCCUCCAGUUAUUCCCAGCAUGCCUCACCAGCCAACAGUUUUACUGAACACGGUCCCUGACAGUGCUUCUCCCUCCAUACAUCUUGGGACACAGAACGUACCAAGCCCCGCUGGCCUGCCACGCUGUCGAUCAGGCAGUUACACCAUUGGCCCCUUUUCCUCUUACCAAAGUGCUGUACACAUCUAUAGCCAGAAACUGUCUCGUCCCUCUUCAGCAAAGGCAGCAGGUUCAUGCCACCUAAACAAGCCACAUUCAGGAGUAGCCAAAACACAAAAGGAAGGAGAAGAUGGACCUUUGUACAGCAGACGGUACAACCCGACUAUGGUGACUGCUGAGCUGCAGCGGCUAGCCGAGAAGCAGGCGGCGAGGCAGUAUUCGCCAUCCACUCACAUCAGUCUCCUCACCCAGCAGGUAACAAACCUGAAUUUGACAAGUGGCGUCAUAAACAGAAGCAGUGCUUCCACUCCCCCCACCCUGCGGCCUGUCAUCAGUCCCAGCGGCCCCACAUGGGCAAUUCAGUCAGACCCCCAAGCUCCUGAGAGCCACUCCAGCCCUCCUGGAAGCAGGAGCCUCCAAACAGGUGGCUUUGCCUGGGAGGGUGAAGUAGAGAACAACGCGUAUAGCAAGGCUACAGGGGUGGUCCCCCAGCAUAAAUAUCACCCCACUGCAGGCAGUUACCAACUCCAUUUUGCCCUGCAGCAACUUGAACAACAAAAACUUCAGUCCAGACAACUUCUGGAUCAGAGUCGAGCCCGGCACCAGGCAAUCUUUGGCAGCCAGACACUACCUAACUCCAACUUAUGGACAGUUCAUAAUGGUGCAGCCUGCAGAAUUUCAAGCGCUGUAGCCAGUGGCCAGAAGUCAACCAGUCUUCCACAAAAAGUGGUCCCGCCUCCAAGUUCUUCCUCCCUGGUCCCUAAGCCCCCGAAACAAGUCCUCCGAAAGGCAACAUCCCAGAGGGCUUCUAAAGGGUCCUCCACAGAAGGGCAGCUGAAUGGACUCCAGAGCAGCCUUAACUCUGCAGCCUUUGUGCCCAUCACCAGCGUGACAGACCCUGCCCAUACUAAAAGAUGAAUCACAAGCCCAAGGAGGAAGAACCUGUUCACUGCUCCUGCCACUCCUGGGCGUGUGACUGAGGGGAAGCACCCACCAGCGCUGCAGGGGUCCAGAGUAUUUUUGGCUGCCUCAGUCCCCAAUGCCUUCAAGCAGAAGUGGCAGCAGAUCGUUGCCCAUCAGCCAGUCCACAGGAAACACAUCAGCUGGGUUUUGGUGGAACUUGGAUGGCAGCGGGGACAUUUACCAGAUGCAUUAUAUACCCUGUCAGACGCAUGUGUAUCUUUUACCUGUUACCCGCCCCAACCCGCUUAGGUCCUCUGUCCCUCUCCUGCUACCACACAGAGAUGAUAUAAAAGAGGCUCUUUGGCUAUUUGCAUCUGCUUCCUCUUCUUUUCCAGGAUUGAGCUUUAUUUUCUACAAGCCUAAAAUCCCAACCAUAUUAUCUACCAACGCUGUUCUUUUUCAGAGGUCUGGGGGAAGAGGCUCACGGGGCUCACAGGUUUCCCAGAGAGUGGAGGAAAGUCGUGUGCCAUUGCCCACAUGAGCCAUGGUAAAGACACCCUUUGGAAUUACUGAUUUCUAAAAUUAAUAAAUCAUUGUAUUUUUCUUUUCUUUUUUUUCCCCCAUUUACUAAUUUCCCAACAAUCAGUAUUCACAAACAAGAAAUGGGAGCAACUCCUCGUUUUAUUUCAUUGCUGGGCAAUUUUUUAACCUUCAUUUUAGAAAUGUGAGCUCUAAAGAGAUGUUUGCUUCUUACAUUUUGUUUCAGCAGAUGGUAGGUUCAGGCUGUUCCCAAGACUUGCUCCCACACCAGGGAAGCUGGUAGGUGCAGUGUCUUGCUGUCAGACCACAGGGCACGGGAAUCCUCAUCUAGCUGCAGUGGUUAUGUGAACAGCCCCUAGCUUUCUCCUUGACCCUUCGCUCUCUCACUCCCUCAUUUUUCCGAGGUCCUCUCUCUGGCUUCUGCUGGAGAAAAGGUUGCAAGGGGCCGCAGAGCACACUCAAGUAUUGCCCUAGCUGUCCUGGGGAGUUGUUGGGUAAGAAUCCAGAAGCUAGGAUUUCUACAAGGUUCUGCAGACUCAGCAUUAAAAUCUCAAAAGAAAGAUGACACCCAAAAAGGUAGGGAGGAAAGGGACUUUAUUCUCCCUGGUAGUGGCUGAAAACAAAGGUUGGAGCCAUUGAAGGAAUGUGUUUGCUCAUGAAGGACAAAGUAUAUUGGAUGAAGGAGAGAAGACAGAAUGUAUCCCAGAUGUUCCUGGAACUUCUGGCUAGUAGUUUGCUAACUUGGUUGUGAAUUGGUUAGGAGACAAAUUAGAAUUCCUUCAUAGUCCCCUGUUGAUAUACUGAAUUGAGAAAUAAAGCGUUGGGGAGAAUCACUAUACGGAUCUUGUGAAAAAGGGGGAGAAGGUAUGAGCCCAGCAAAAGUAUUUUGGCCAUCUAGAAUGCUUGGAAUAGCCUGUGGUAACUAGUCAAAAUUGAUCCCGCAAGCCAAUUUCUUAUUUUGUUUAUCAUGUGCUACCCAGGUAGAAGACCAGACUGGAACUCUCCCCUGCCUUUCCCCAAGUCCUCUCAAGUCCUUUUACUACUACCAGCUUCUCUUAUUAUAAACAUCAUAUAGCCCCUCCAACAGCAGUGCCCCCCAAAGCAAGAGUGUAAUUUUGAAGAUGGACAGACAGUGGUUGAGGUUUCUGUAGUGCCAGCCGGUGGCACAGUAACUGGAAGGAGAAGGCCGGACCUGCCGCCUGCCCGUAUUUGUAUCUGCUGGUAAGAUUAGAACGCGGACAUAAAACAAACAGUU